This is a messenger RNA of Symbiodinium necroappetens, 1967 nucleotides long. The record is from the annotation of a GenBank genome assembly. NCBI's taxonomy places the organism in Eukaryota, Dinophyceae, Suessiales, Symbiodiniaceae.
AUGAGAGCAACACUCAGUGAGUCGUUGCAACUGGGUUCUUUGGCUCUGAUCGAUGUGGCAGUGAAAGCACUGCACGACCCGGACCCUGGCGACGACCAAGCAGAGAUAACCUGGCGGAGUCGGUUCGCGUCAUACCUGGUAUAUGAACACUACAUGCAACGCCAUGGCUUCAUCACUUCUCUCACGAUACAGAGAUCGUUUCUGAUGCCAAUGCGCAUGGCCCUCGCUGGGGAAAUUGUCACAGUCCUUGACUCCACCAUCAUGCUCACCGGCAGAAUGAUCGAUUCCCUGUCAAGCGUCGCGCUAGGUACUAUCAUCUUGUCCAUUUCGAGGUCGCACCUUGGCGCUACAAAGACGGAAGACUUCCGCGUGGUCACCGGACAUGAGCUUGCCGUUGCAACUUCGACAUCGGCUAACGUCUAUUGGUUGGUGUCUGGCAAUGCCAGCAUCGUAGAGUCCAACAUGACCGGGAGGUACGAAUUAGAACUUCAAGGAGACCACAACCACAUUGAGAAUUCACACUUCGGCGCAUGUUACGGAAGCUGCGUGUCGAUCUCUUCCCGGCAAUCUGCUCUCGUCGGCUCCUCCAUGCAGACGGCAGUGUCCGUUGUGGGCAAAUUCGGUGCGCACUUGGAGAUUCGCGACGUGGAAGUCUUCGAUGUCUACACCCCGUUCCUCCAGUAUCUUGACAUCUAUGAAGGUCCUACGAUGCUAGAUGUGACUUUCACCAUGGUGAAGUUUCGGAACGUCUGGAGUGCUGUCAAGAUUGAUGCGAGCCAGUGGAAGCUAACCAUGCAAGGCGUCACGAUGGAAGAUGUCACGAGUUCCGGCUUGACCCUGCAAAGCAGGAACGAGAGCGACCGUGGCAUUGCUCAGCUUCGCGAUGUUUCUAUGCACAGCAUCAUGGGCGUCGGGCUUGUCCUGGACCGGACGAUUUUGAACAUCACCGGCAUGACCUGCAGAGAGUGUAGCGUCGGAAUCACAGCCCGUGCCUCUUCUCUGAACCUGAGUGGGGUAGACAUCCCGGGCAAGCACAAGCAAUGCAACGGGAUUAUUUUGAAGUCAUCGCGUUUAGAAGCGAAUGAUGUGCGCAUGACGAACCUGGCUGCUGGACUACUGCUGAAAUCCUCGACCGUGCACCUGGAGGAUGUCUUCAUCACAGACAAUGCUUUGGGUGUCCUGCCGGUAAACACAACGGGCACCAUCAGCGGUCUGGUCUACUUCAACGACGCAGCAGACGAGCUGUGUCAAGAUCAUAAUGGCUAUAAAGCUUGCCCCAAAGUGGAGCACCCGAGCGCGGCUAUGGAAGUGCACCACUCGAAAGCCCUGAUGCUCUCCUUGCUUGCCUGUCUCGUCGCUACCAUCUCGGCAGUCCAGGGUCUCAAGCUCCUCUACACCGAGAAGGCACUCUCCCUGCGCAUGUUCUUGUGGAUGCUCGGUUGUGGCCUGUGGCCCGUGGUGAUGAUCGGAGCCGUGAACGUACUGUUGGUCAUCCGGCGUGCAGUCCAAGAGCAGGAGGCGAAGCAGCGCCCGAACCUGGAGGAGUUCGUUGGUCCAGAGAACAAAAUGAUGUGGCGGCUCCUGUUCCUAUUGAUCUGGUCAGCGGGUGGCAUACUUUACGUCUUCUUCGAUGUCUUCCUCAAUCGACACGGCUUGAUGCUGACCGGCGAUGCACGGCGCCGCAAAGAGCUCGAUGAGAAGAAGGCUCGACUGAAGAAGCGCCUGGACAACCAGAGCCUGCGGGGCAGAAUGCAAAGCCUGCACUGCAAGCUCUUCGCGGCUGUGGAUUGCCGCAAGGCCGAUGCAACAGAGAUCUUCCAGGAGAUGAAGGAUUUGGCAGAGGAAGAGGCGAGCAACCUGGCUGGGUGGUUUGAGGACCAGCGCCAAGUGUACCAGGAGGACGACGGUGGCGCACGGAUGGAGAAGCUGGAGAAGCGACCGGACACGGUUUUGGACAUCUUUCUUGC